AUAUCUAAAUAACCUUGGUACUCUUGACCUUUUAUUGUUGUUUCAUUUCAAGUUUCAACCUUGUUCAAAUAUUCCUUAUCCCUCAAAUACCCAGAAAACACACAGCUCCAAGAUCUGCUUCAAAACCAAUCAAACCAUGGCGACCCCACAAGUUCUUCAGCAACAAGAUGACCUUUUGCACUUUGAUCCUCGUAAAGCAGAGAGUGCUGCCAAGUCUCAAGGGAUGUCACUUGAGAAGAAGAUCGAGUUUCUUGAGAGCUUGACUGGACCGGUUAGCAACCGACGGUCUCGCAGAUGGUUAAAUGAUCGUCUUCUUAUGGAACUUGUUCCUCGCUUAAAUGCAGAAGAAAUUAGAGGCUUGUUUGCACCACCACCUUUUGGUGAUGACGUACCGCUGUCACCAUUUUGCAUGACUAAUGUUGGAGAGUGGGACAAAUUUAGGAAUAUAGACAUGGAUAAAGAGGCGAAUAUUAUUGAUGCCUCAGAAAGAUUGUCCACAAAAAGGAAAGGUCGUGUUGAUGCUGAUAAGACGGCUGUAUUAAACGCAUGGCAUAGAGUUAAUUGUAAAACAAGAGAGGCUCUUCGGCGUAGCUUUCUUUCAGAACUUGUUCAGGGAUACGAGGAAUGCAUUCGAGCAUUCAUCAUGGACAGUGGAGAUAGGGAUGCUCUAGAGCUACGAGUUCAAGAUCCUUUUCAUAGAUUAUUGUUACAUGGUGUCUGUGAGUUCUACAACUUAGUCUCAGUGACGGUGACUGAGCCCAAGGAUGCGGAAUCACCAAAGAUGACGAGGAUAACGAAGAAGAAAAAGGGUGUUGCUGAGCUCCCAAACAUCACUCUGAUACAUUUUCUGAGGAUGUCCAAGGAAGGAAUUUGGUGAUUCCAUCCGGUGGGGGCACAGAUUCAUGUCAAUAUAAUAAGAGCAUACUUUAUUAUAAAAGUAUGCAUAUGUAUCAUAUUCAUCCCCAAUUAUCUGUAAAAGUAGUUGAAUGACAUGUAGCUUUGGAACAGCUGGCUUGUGAAUGCUUCAUUCCCAUUAAUCAGCAAAAGAAGUUGAUUGUGGCUAGGGCCUAGGCUCAAUAAAGGAAAUUGUAAAAUUUUUUUUUAACGUAAUUUGUUUUUAGAAGAUAUUGUUUAUGAUGGGUAGUGUAGUUUGAACUUUCAAUUUAUUGGUUACUUGUAAUUAUUUUCUGUACAAUGACCAAUAUGUCAAAUGUUGGUUGCUUCAUAAAAUAACAUGGUCAACAAGUGCUGUAUUAAUUUUA
Messenger RNA from Quercus robur (English oak), 1262 nucleotides. RefSeq lists its product as uncharacterized. The record is from RefSeq and is a predicted model, not a curated record. Lineage: Eukaryota; Viridiplantae; Streptophyta; Magnoliopsida; Fagales; Fagaceae. The transcript has 7 exons. Gene Ontology annotation, molecular function: nucleic acid binding. The coding region runs from base 137 to 877 and encodes 246 amino acids.